This is a messenger RNA of Penicillium cosmopolitanum, 609 nucleotides long. RefSeq lists its product as uncharacterized. NCBI's taxonomy places the organism in Eukaryota, Fungi, Ascomycota, Eurotiomycetes, Eurotiales, Aspergillaceae. The coding region runs from base 1 to 609 and encodes 202 amino acids. The record is from RefSeq and is a predicted model, not a curated record. The transcript has a single exon.
AUGGCAGGGGCCACAAAAGACCUCUGGACCCAAGUCGUGGACCAGCUCUCCCAAACCCAGAAGAACAGCAGUGACUUCAACGCCAUCGACUGGCAGUGCCACAAACGAGUCGACAUACUCCGUGAUGUUCUUACCCUCGUGCGCGCCCGCCAACAAGAGUGUCUAGAUCGGCGGUGGAAGCUCAGUCAUAAUGGUCAGACCGUCGUCCUUCACGAAUAUCUCGACAAGGCAGCCCUGUGGGUGAAGCGAUUCAUCGAAGUAGGCGACGCCUGCGUGCAGUAUGAUACGGCGCAUAUGUCGCUCCCAUGGGGCGGUAUCCGAUUCCUUCUCCGGGUCGUCGUUAGCGAUAUUGAGACGAUGGCGUGCAUGAUGGAGGGCGUGGAGGCUAUGGCAGCUGUCAUUACGCGAUAUGCGAUCUACGAAAGGGUGUAUCUGGGUCGGGCUUCGUCCGUCCAGAAGGAGCUGGAAGAUGCUAUCAAGGCGAUGUAUGUGGAUGUUUUGAUGUACCUGCUGACGGCGAGGAGGUACUUCUUGAAAAGCAAACUCAGUGAGGGUCCUCAGUCUGUCCCCAUAUGGAGCUUUAACAUAUUCAUGCCAAGAUGUACAUAG